Molecule: messenger RNA, 1847 nt
Organism: Drosophila yakuba
Lineage: Eukaryota; Metazoa; Arthropoda; Insecta; Diptera; Drosophilidae
Gene: clt
Product: juvenile hormone esterase
Exons: 4
Coding region: 115-1803 (562 amino acids)
Source: RefSeq, a predicted model, not a curated record
ACAGCUGUUUGUGACGAGCAAAGUUCAGCGGUUUCGGAUUCAGGUUUUGUGAUUGCCGAAUAAUUGUUGAUUAGAUUGUUUACCAAACCCGUAACGGGCUGAGCUGAUUUCACAAUGCUUCUUCGUCCGUGUGGAAGAGCAAUCUUUAGCAGGUUUUACAGCAGCAUGAAGGUGAAAGUGACAGUGAAGCAAGGCGUUGUGGUGGGCCGGCAGAAGAAGCUGGCCAAUGGCUUGGAGUACAACAGUUUCCUAGGGGUUCCUUAUGCAGAACCACCACUGGGAGAGCUCCGUUUCCGCAGCCCGCGGCCAUUGGAGCGCUUUCAACAGCAGGAGAUGGACUGCAGUAAGGAGGGAAGCGUGUCCCACCAGCGGGAUCCGUUCACUUUGGAAAUGGCCGGCUCCGAGAACUGUCUUUUCCUUAAUGUAUAUGCACCUAAAGUUAAAAGCCCGGGAACUCCUUUGCCCGUCAUGGUCUGGAUUCAUGGCGGCGGCUACUUCUUCGGCAACGGCAACAGUGACUUCCACUUUCCCGGCAAGCUCAUGGAGCAGGAGGUCAUUGUGGUCACCCUGAAUUACCGACUUGGCGCUCUUGGUUUCCUUAGCCUGCCCGAGGAGGGAAUACACGGGAACAUGGGACUUAAGGAUCAACGUCUGGCCCUUGAAUGGGUGCAGGAGAACAUAGCCAGCUUCAAUGGCGAUCCAAAUAACGUAACCCUCUUUGGCGAGAGUGCGGGCGGUGCUUCAGUGCAUCUGCAUACCCUGGCCCAUCAUGCCAACCGACUAUUCCACAAGGCUAUCAUGCAGAGUGGAACAGCCAACAUGGAGUGGGUGUUACAGAAUGAGGCACCUGCCAAGACCAGACUUUUGGCGAAACUUCUGGGUGGUGGUGAUUUUGGCGGCGACACCAAAGCACUUUUGACUUUCCUACAGUCAGAAAAGGCCACACCCACUGCCAUUACGGGUAACACAUUAAAGGUCUUAAGCCCCGAUGAGCGACGACGUCACCUGCCCUUUGCCUUCAAGCCAGUAGUGGAGGACAGCAGCAGUCCGGAUAGCUUUCUUGACCAGAACAUCUUGGAGCGGAUGCACAAAAAGGACUGCCACGGAAGCAUGCCAUUGAUCAUGGGGUACAACUCUGCCGAGGGGCUGGCCAUGGUGGUGAAGGCCAAGCAAAAACUAGAGGCCUACGAGAAUGAUUUGGCCAGGAUGGUGCCACGCAAUCUGGUGCUGGACGCACAGGCUCCAGAGGCGCAGGAAGCUGCUUCUGACAUACGAGCCUUUUUCUUCAACGGUCAGGCACUGACCAGGGAAAACCUGGACAACCUGGUGGAUUUGUUCUCCGAUUAUCACUUUAUAAUGGAUAUGCAGCAUGCAGCGGAGAUUCACGCCAGUUGCCAAACGCAGUCUCCUCUGUACUUCUAUCGCUUGGACUAUGUGGGCGGUCGUAAUCUAUACAAGAAGAUCUUCCAGAACGAGGACCUCCGUGGAGUGGCUCACGCCGAUGAUAUUUGCUAUCUGUUCCAGAUGGCGGGUGACGAGUCCGAGAUGAGGAAGGAUGACUUGAUGGUCACGGAACGACUAUGUGAAAUGUGGGCAAAUUUCGCGCGCAAUGGAAAACCUUCGCCGAUUUGGAAGCCUGUCAAGAAGCCGCAGGGUGGUGAGCCCUUCCAGCUAGACUGUCUACUUAUCGAUCGGGAACUGAAGAUGUGUACCAACCCGGAUGGCGAAAGGAUGGACUUUUGGAGGAGCAUGUACAGGAGGUACAGGAGCAAGUGCUACGAAGCUCUGAGAGCUAAACUUUAACUCAUAAUGACUAAGAUAAACUAAAUAAAGCAAUACACCCUCAA